Molecule: messenger RNA, 1965 nt
Organism: Exophiala bonariae
Lineage: Eukaryota; Fungi; Ascomycota; Eurotiomycetes; Chaetothyriales; Herpotrichiellaceae
Exons: 1
Coding region: 1-1965 (654 amino acids)
Source: RefSeq, a predicted model, not a curated record
AUGUCCAAGGUCAAAGACAAACCGCACGAUGCCGAUGAUUCGGAUGAUGCGUCGACAAGGUCUAUACUGCAAGGACCCAAUAUCAACGGGCCAUCUUCCGGAAACAACUUGAAUUCGGCUACUUUCAUUGGGCCUUUAGUUGCAGAUACUCCCAUUCCAACACUCGAUUUGCAACCGGGACGACAAGUGGCAGACACCUACAUAGCUGGGCAUUCGUCCUCCUCUGUUCCUUGCUCGUUAGAAACAGCCUCUUCAUCACAGAACAAGCCUGACGGUGACAAUAAGCUACCGACAAAUGAGAGAUCACGCGACACCCAUCUCCUCACUGCUUCACCAUCCUGGAACGAGAAUGCAGCUUCCAUUAGCCAGAUAUCAACUGUGCUUUUACCUUCCCACUCACUUGCAAUAAGAGCGAUGGUUGACGAUCGUGCUUGUUUUCAGCCUGAAUUGUCAUUGUCUCCUGAAAAAGCUGGGUUUGAAACCAGGAGUCAUGCGGCAGGUCGACUGGGGGUAGCGACCGAAGUCUUGGCCGAUCCAAACAGAACUACGUCUCAUGCACCCCAAGACAUGAGCCUGGUUCAAUCUGCGGUUCAAGAACUAGCUGCCCUUCAUGCUACAAGUAACCUCAAGCAUGACAUGGUCGCCAGUACUGCCGCCAGCUUGCGUAAGGAUGGCACAAGUCAACCCCGCAAGAUGCGAAAGGAGACGUAUUCUGCAGAUAAACGACCAGGCCUUCACAUGGUAUCUGCAUCUAGGGUGAUGAAAGCUUAUCGGCGUCCUGGUCAUCAGUAUGAGAUGCAGUGGCGUGUUGGGCAGGCCCCGAGAAUGGGAAUGCUACAAAAUCAAGAGCAGAUGCAUUAUGAGAAUAUACUGUCUGCCAUCGGUCGCUACUACUCGGGUAAUGCUGAGACUAGAUGGAAACCUGCUCUAUCUCAAAACUCUGUUACACUGGCUCAAGAUUUUGAACCGUUGCACUUUCUGGGAUUGACCGUAACGGUGGCAGGUCUGAUUACAGCAGGUCGCUCAGUCCAAGAGCACGAGGCACUAAAGCAGAUAGCCCCGGCAGCUAGGAGUAUGUUGGUAUCUUACCAUCCCAUGACUUUCUGGCUCCUCAUCGAUCAGGUCAUGGAUACCUCACAAACGGUACUUGGCAACCUUCGUGUUGCGAUCACCCCGAAGCUAGCAAGUCUUGCCAGUACCCUGUUGGGUCCAUCACAUCCACUCACCAUCCUUUUCAAAACCCCAUUGACCGCUAAGCAGAAAGUCCAGCUGCGGUUGCAAGCGCAGUCGGUAGUUCACGCCGAGAUGGCACGAGUAUUUGGACCCUACGCGUAUCAAACCUUUAUUCAGUAUGGAUACUAUGCACGAACGGUGAUGAACAGUGGACGUCCAGAAGAAGCUAUCAGAAUGUUAAGUGAGGUAACUGAAGUGUUGAACAGGCACUAUGGACUCAAUUCGGCCAUGCCAACGCUUGGAAUGAUUGAGCAAGCUCGACAAGAACUAGCAAACGGUUCUUCAAGUGUUAUGUUGGAGUGCAUGCUUGGUGACGUACUUCGACGGAAUCAUAUUCUGUACACUGGAAGCAGAAACACUCACAAUGAUUCUAUGGAUAUCGGAGAAGAUACACUUCGGGGCGACUAUCUAUUGGUAAUGCGACUUGUGACACUCAGACUGCUCGGGCGGCUACACGCAAGAAGAAGAAAUUUUGCAGCAGCGAUAUUCCAUUUCGAUCUUGCCGUGGCGACUGCUCGACCUCUUUUGAUACCGGGGAGUAACACCAUGAGGAUGUGUGAAGCCGACUUGACAAUGGCAAAACUACUUGAAGUUGAGCAGGCCAUGGGUAUCCUCGGAGAUGGGGAUCCUUAUGAUCGAUUUAUGAGUCCAUUUAGUAUCACGCAGUGGAUUCCGAUGGAAGACAGAGUGGUUCAUAGUCCGGCUUCUCCUCAGACAUUGGAGUCAGGAUGA